Messenger RNA from Paramecium sonneborni, 941 nucleotides. Lineage: Eukaryota; Ciliophora; Oligohymenophorea; Peniculida; Parameciidae. The record is from the annotation of a GenBank genome assembly.
AGAUAAAAUAAAUGUAACAGGAAAGCAUAUAUAAUUUGAUUCCUAAAGAGUAUGUACCACCACCCAAAGAACCAAUGUAUAGAUCAGCAUAUCCUAAUGGUUUGGUACCUACUGCCAGCACAUUUAAUAAUCAUACAACAAGUCGACCUUAAGUUACAAUACAUUAUUAUUUAGGUCAACAAUAUAAAUGGUGAUUUCCAAUUAGCAAAAGGACCUCAUACUCAUAAAGGAUAAUCUAAUUCUCUUGGAAAACCUAAAGGUAAUUUAUGAGAUUUAAUAAGGUUCAUACAAACCUGAUGCUACCAUGUUUAGAAUGAAGAAUACUGGAACUAUGGGAUCUAAUUAAUUGCCUGAAAGUAAUCAUAUCUUUCUUAAGUGUAGUUUAAUAAUUCAAAUAUCCAUAAUCAUGCAAAGCAGCAGUUCCAAAAAAAGAUGAAAAACCAAUACAUGGACUUAAAUCUAAUAAGAAUUUUAUUGUUACAAAUGCAGUUGAAAAUAUUCUUUCAGCUCCAAAAUAAAUUACAGAAGAGAAAGAAUGGACUCAAAAAAAAGAUUAUGGAAAAGUACCAGAUUAUUUAACAAAAAUCUAAAGUAGCAUCAAUAAUGAAUAUGAAAUCAUCAGAAAUAUGCACUUGAGUGAAGCUGAAGAUAGAGAUAAAUAAAAAUAUUUGAUGACGUCUGAAGAAGUUGAACAUUUGAAAUUAGGUUUGAAAAAAAAAUGGGAAUCUGUAAAUAAAGAAUAUUAAUCAAUUACACAUAUUAGAAUGAUUGACACUGUUGGAUUAAAAAGAAAGUAUAUUAUUAAUUCUAUUUAAGGAAAGAAUAGUGUGAAAAGGAAUUGGCCUUAUUGGAAAAGGAUAUAGAAAAAUUAAAUAAAAACUAUGUUUUCAUAGACACAUAGAAAUGAUUAUUUUUUUAUAUAAAGAGAAAAAUAGGAAGAC